UAACUUGAAAUGUGAAAAUACUCUUUUUUUCCUAUUAAGUGUGACAAAUCAAAAUGAGACUUUUUGAUGGUUUGAAUUUAACAUCAUAUGCUGAACAGACAUUAAGCUGCUUCUGAAGACCAGCUGAACUUGGACUAAAAACCACCAGGUCAUCAGCAUACAUUAAAUGAUUAAUAAUUGUAUCUCCAAUCUUACAAUCAGUUCUACACAGGUUUAACCGGUUAGAGAGGUCAUUCAUUUAAAAUUAAACAUGCUUCCUUGACUCCAUUGCUGACAUGAAAGGAUGCAGACAUACAGUUGUCCCAUUUGACCUGCAUAGUUUGAUUAGCAUACCAAUAGGACAGACAUCUUACUGUAUAUUUGGGCACACUAGCAUGGCACAAUUUAAAAAAUAGUUUAAUCAAAAGCCUUAGUGGAGUCUAACAACAGAGAACCUUGUCAACCUGGAGAAAUAGUUUUAUGUAAUUUUCUAAAUGUCAUAAUGUGGAUCUUGACAUUUGGAUACUUGGGCCUUUUCCUUGAAAGAUACCUUCAUUUUUAUAUACUGAGCAGCACAAAGUGCAUAAUUAAAAACUGGAAAUCUGUGGAGCCUCCAAUCCACAAACAUUGAUUUAUUUGUUGUCAUUUUGCAUCCCUGAAAACUCCUACAUUCAAUACAGGCAACAUUUAGAGAGUUUGACUGGACAUGAACUCCCUUCCAGAACAUUAUAAUAACAUACAGAGGGACUGAUUUGCAUUUUUCUUUACUAAAGAGUAGGGAUGUGCAAUAUGGCAUAAAAUUUAUGUCACAAUAUAUAUUCUGAUGUUUGGCAGUAACGAUAUAUAUCAGGAUAUAAUCUGUAGAAAACGUACAAUAGAAACCAAAAUAAGAAAAAUCAUAUACUAAUUGAGUGGAGUGUAAACAUUUAUAAAAUCUCUUUUGACACGUUUUUGUGUGCACACUUCGUUUUAAGGUGGUGAAACAAAAUGCUUGUAUUUCCUCUCUUCCACACAUUUUGCAGGUUUUUCUACUUCUGCUCUGAGCUUUAAUCCUCCAACGGUCAUUUAAACAACACAAAUUUGUUACUCUGUGUGCAGUCUGUCUGGUUUUGGAAAGACCGGUCUUGUGUGAAAUUCUGUUCCCCUGUGAAACUCUCUUUCCUCUGUAUCGGCAGCGCACACUGCAGACUGAGAGGCGGAUCCGACCAUUUUCACUGCACUUCUGAUUGAUUUGUGAAAUAAAUAAACGAGGUCUUGUGUGGAGGUUUUCUCACACCUUUUGGUGUCAGUCACCAAACACUGCUUCCAACACAUUCUCUGUAUUUAUAAUUUUUCAUUGCCAUAUAAGAGGAGUGAAGCUAGCUGGGGACCAAUUAUUUUUGCUUCCCUAUAUAAUUUUCCCCCCUUUAUAACAUGGGAACUAAUUAAUUUACCAGCAAGUCUUUAACUGUGUUUUUUCUUCUCAUCAUCAACAGCAAAUCCUGUGAAUUUGGUAACAUUCACUAUUUAUUUGCCAAAGUUACCAAAUGUUUUAGACGCCUGAAAUAACCUUUCCUCCAUCCAAACAGCGUUGAGCAGGGAAACAGAUUAUUUCAUGCAGCUAAAAUAUUUAGUUCUCCUUUCGUAAUUUUGGCAAAUAAUGUCACCAAUGGUUGUUAUGCAAUUAGAAAUUUCUUUUAUCCAGUAAUCUGUUAUAUUUUAGAUUAGAAAAGGAUUUUCCAGAAACCCAACUCUGAUCUUUUCAGGAAGUCGACUUUUUUGUCCCCUACCAUCAUCCAGUUUCAAUCUUCUUUUAUUGGCAAUAAAAACUUCUAAAUACACAGAAUGUGUUGGAAACUGUGCUUGGUUACUGACUUUUAUUUGUCAGGAUUAAGUGACAAAAGUUGGAAAAAGACUAACUCUCUAACCGAUGGGUUGUCCACCAUCAGUCUCAGUUUUAGAGUCCUUGAAGAAAAUAGAUAUUUUACCUUAUUUGCUCGUAAUAUCCAGAAGGGGGCGGUAAUGCAACAAUGUGAAUGACGACAGUCAUAAAAUCCCAAAGAAGAAGAAUAGGAGGCAGAAAAACAAGAUGGCGCAUGAUUUGUUUUGUUGAACUUUCGAGAGUUUGUCUAAACGAGUUUAUCAACGAUCAGUUAACUGCUGCUGAAGAAACAUUCACAGAGUUUAAAGAAAUCUUCGUCAAGUCGGAGGAAGAGAUGGAUGAUCAUCGCAGACUGCUGGAUUUCUCCCGGAGGCCCCGGAUAAUUUUAUACCGAAUAGAUUGCCUGCAACAUGACGUUUAUGAGGAGCAAAUAUGUAAGCAGGAGAGGAGCUUCACUCUGGACAAGAACCAGUUAGAACCUCUGCAGGUGAAACAAGAACAGGAAUGGACUGAAAAUCAGCAGAUAAAAGAAGAGCAGGAAGAUCUAGAACUUCAGCAAAUAAAAGUGGAAGAGAAAGAAGUUUACUGCAGUCAGGGUGAAGAACAGCUUGAUCUAAAACAAGAGACUGAUUCCUGCAUGAUGGUUCCUGUUUAUGAGCAAACAGACCACACUGAAUCAGAACCAAACAAGAACCAAGAAAUCUUCCAGGAAGCUGCUGAAGCCGAGAACCAAAAGAGGGAAAGAAGAAAACCUUUCUCAUGUGUCAUCUGUAAAAAGCGUUUUGCUUUCAAAUCUGUUCUUGUUGCUCAUAUGAGAACUCACACUGGUGAAAAGCCGUUUUCAUGUGUGAACUGUGGAAAAAGUUUUAGUCUAAAACAGAAUUUAACUCGGCACAUGAUGAUUCACACUGGUGAAAAGCCGUUUUCAUGUGUGAACUGUGGAAAAAGUUUUAGACGAAAAAACCAAUUAACUCAGCACAUGAUGAUUCACACUGGUGAAAAGCCGUUUUCAUGUGUGAACUGUGGAAAAAGUUUUAGACGAAAAAACCAAUUAACUCAGCACAUGAUGAUUCACACUGGUGAAAAGCCGUUUUCAUGUGUGAACUGUGGAAAAAGUUUUAGACUAAAAAACCAAUUAACUCGGCACAUGAGGAUUCACACUGGUGAAAAGCCGUUUUCUUGUGUGAACUGUGGAAAAAGUUUUAGUCAAAAACAGAAUUUAACUCAGCACAUGAGGAUUCACACUGGUGAAAAGCCGUUUUCAUGUGUGAACUGUGGAAAAAGUUUUAGACGAAAAAACCAAUUAACUCAGCACAUGAUGAUUCACACUGGUGAAAAGCCGUUUUCAUGUGUGAACUGUGGAAAAAGUUUUAGUCAAAAACAGGAAUUAACUCAGCACAUGAUGAUUCACACUGGUGAAAAGCCGUUUUCUUGUGUGAAUUGUGGAAAAAGUUUUAGUCAAAAACAGAGUUUAAUUCAGCACAUGAGGAUUCACACUGGUGAAAAGCCGUUUUCAUGUGUGAACUGUGGAAAAAGUUUUAGUCAAAAAAAUGAUCUACUUCAGCACAUGAUGAUUCACACUGGUGAAAAGCCGUUUUCUUGUGUGACCUGUGGAAAAAGUUUUAGUCGAAAACACGAGUUAACUCGGCACAUGAUGAUUCACACAGGUGAAAAGCCAUUUCUAUGUGCAAACUGUGGAAAAGGUUUUAGUCGAAAACGGGAUUUAACUCAGCACAUGAUGAUUCACUCUGGUGAAAAGCCGUUUACAUGUGUGAACUGUGGAAAAUGUUUUAGUCGAAAACAGGAGUUAACGCAGCACAUGAGGAUUCACUCUGGUGAAAAGCCAUUUCUAUGUGCGAACUGUGGAAAAGGUUUUAGUCAAAAAGGUAAUCUAACUCGGCACAUGAGGCUUCACACAGGUGAAAAGCUGUAGAAGUAUUUUCCAUACAUCUCCAAUGUUGAGGUUCACUAUAGAAUUGA
Gambusia affinis (western mosquitofish) is the source of this 3820-nucleotide messenger RNA. RefSeq names its product gastrula zinc finger protein XlCGF57.1-like. Gene Ontology annotation, molecular function: RNA polymerase II cis-regulatory region sequence-specific DNA binding; DNA-binding transcription activator activity, RNA polymerase II-specific. Gene Ontology annotation, cellular component: nucleus. Gene Ontology annotation, biological process: regulation of transcription by RNA polymerase II. The transcript is spliced from 2 exons. The coding region runs from base 1995 to 3773 and encodes 592 amino acids. NCBI's taxonomy places the organism in Eukaryota, Metazoa, Chordata, Actinopteri, Cyprinodontiformes, Poeciliidae. The record is from RefSeq and is a predicted model, not a curated record.